AUGCUGGGCCAGAACAUCGGCGAGACUGCCAACGGACUGGCAGCAGCGAUUCUGCAAGCCGCCGCCGCCCAGCCGCUCUAUACGGGCGAGGUGGCCUGCUUUCUGGCCGAGCGGCGGCGGCUGCAGCCGGCGGCCGCGCUUGACAACGGCAUGAGCUUCUUCGAGCGCGCCGCCGGGUUCGACGUCAGCGGCCUCUACGCGAUCUCGCUGCGUGGAUGGGAGGCCGCCGUUCCGGUGCACUGCGACAUGGAGACGGAUGGGGGAGGCUGGACGCUGCUGCAGCAGCGCCGGAACGACAGCCAAGUCGUCUUCGCGCGCAGUCUCAGGCAGUAUGAGGAGGGCUUCGGCCUGACGGGCAACUCGCACUGGCUCGGACUUCGCGCCAUCGCUGCACUCACGGAGCGAGGCCUACAUACACUGCGCGUAGACAUGUGGGCGGACGAGCACCAGUAUGCCGAAUACGACGGCUUCUGGAUUUCCGGCGCGGACUACGUGAUCACCGUUGGGAAAUAUUGCGGCACCGCCGGUGACGGCCUGUACAAACAGCACGGCCAGAAGUUCGUAGCAUGCGGCCUCAACCAAGCGUCAAGGAGGGACAAAACUGCACAUGGCUUCCAGAGUAAAUGUCAAGGCGGUGGCUGGUGGGACUCACAGAAAACCGAGGACACAAACCUCAACGGGGUGCGCAAUCCCAACACGGGUGACCUCGAGGCCCACUGGGUCACGCGCAACGCCCACUUCGUCCCGCGAGUCUCAGCCAUGAAGAUAAGACCCGUCCAGCGCAUCGCGAUUGGGAAGUAG
Pollicipes pollicipes is the source of this 801-nucleotide messenger RNA. RefSeq names its product fibrinogen C domain-containing protein 1-like. Bases 1 to 801 code for a protein of 266 amino acids. The transcript has 3 exons. The record is from RefSeq and is a predicted model, not a curated record. NCBI's taxonomy places the organism in Eukaryota, Metazoa, Arthropoda, Thecostraca, Pollicipedomorpha, Pollicipedidae.